AUGCGUGGCUCCAUCCGCCGCCGCCAUAUUCCCCGCAGCGACAGGCGGUUGUUCCUGUCACGGGCUGCUCCUCGGUCUCGGAACUUGGACUCUGCGUCCCGAAGGUGGUGCGGGGCUGAGAGCGGAGCCCCGCAGGCCUGGGGGCCCUGGGGAGCGGGGCGGGCGCCCCGGCACUCGGCGGGGCCGGGCUGGGCUGGGGAAGGGGCGGCUCGGGCUGCGCGUCCGCCGGCUGCUGUGCCAGAGAACGGCGCUGCGUGGAGGCCGGGCGCGCGCUCCGCGUAUGCGGGAACCGGUUCCAGGCGCCCCGGGAACGGAAAGGGGGUCCUGCAGACGGCGCGAGCGCGGGAGGUCACGUUCCAGCUCUGCCAGCUGACCCUUGUGUUAGCUGUGCUGCCAACGUGCUCCAUGCGCUUCCAAGAGCAACAGAAAAUGGACAAAUCUCUGGGGUUGGUGUCAUUUGAGGACGUGGCUGUAGAAUUCACCUGGGAGGAGUGGCAGGACCUGGAUGAUGCUCAGAGAACCCUGUACAGGGAUGUGAUGCUGGAUACUUACAGCAGCCUGGUGUCGUUGGGACACUGCAUUAUUAAACCUGAGGUGAUCUUCAAGCUGGAGAAAGGAGCAGAGCCAUGGUCAGAAGAGCAACCCCCAAACCAGAGCCUCCCAGAUGUCCAGACAGUCAACAUCGAUGACUUAAUUGCAAGGAGCCAUGAAAGUCACCGUACACGUUUGUGGCAAGUUGUGAUUACCAGCAAUAACAUGUCAACUGAAGAGAGAGUUCAGUUAGGAAAGACAUUUAAUUUGAGCUCAAAUCACACUUCAAAUCUCAUUAUAAAUAAUGGAAACCAUUCAGGAAUGAGGCCUGAGGAGUUUAACGAAUGUCAGAACAUGCUUCUGUCUAGAAAGCAUGAUGAGAGGCACACUGAAGAGAAAUCUGAUGUGCGUAAUAUAACUGGGAAAUCCCUCAGAUGUCCUGAACAUCAUGGUCGGCAUCGCAAGAUUCUAACUGGGCCUUUUGAAUAUGGUGGACAAGGGAAAGCCUUCAACACAGAGCCAAUGUUAUUGUCAUGUAUGAGGGCUUAUAUGGGAGAGACCUCCUGUAAAUAUACUGAACACGGGAGAGCUUGUGAUAAGUCAGCUAUCACUGCCCAAGAGAUGACUCAGGUAGGGAGGAAAACUUUUAAAUGUGAUGUAUUUGAGAAGAUGUUCUAUAAAGAGUCUCAACUCAUUGAACACCAGAAAGUACAAAAAGAAGAGAAAUCCUACAAAUGUAGCAAAUGUGAGAAAUCAUUCAUUAAUAAAUCAGUCCUUACAGUACAUCAGAAAACACAUUCAGGAGAGAAGCCCUAUGCAUGUAAUGACCAUGAGAAAAUUUUCUCUCCUAAGUCAGACCUUAUUAGACAUCACAUAAUUCACACAGGAGAUAGACACCAUGAAUGUAAUGAAUGUGGGAAAAUCUUCUACAGUAAGUCACACCUCACUGAACACCAGAAAAUACACACGAGAGAGAGAAACCAUGAAUGUAAUGAAUGUGGGAAAGCCUGCUACAGUACAUCCCACGUUACUGAACACCAGAAAAUGCACACAGGAGAGAGACGCUAUGAGUGUAAUGAAUGUGGGAAAACCUUCUUCCAUAAGUCAGACUUUAUUGUUCAUCACAGAACUCACACAGGAGAGAAACCCUAUGAAUGUAAUGAAUGUGGGAAAACCUUCUGCCGUAAGUCAUACCUCACUGUACAUCGGAGAAUUCACACAGGAGAGAAACCCUAUGAAUGUAAUGAAUGUGGAAAAACCUUCUACAGUAAGUCACACCUUAACGAACAUCAGAGAAUUCACACAGGAGAGAAACCAUAUGAAUGUAAAGAAUGUAGGAAAAGUUUCUACCAUAAGUCAACUCUCACUGUGCAUCAGAGAACUCACACAGGGGAGAAGCCCUAUGAAUGUAAUGACUGUGGGAAAACCUUUUCCCAGAAGUCGAACCUCAACACACAUCAGAGAACUCACACACGGGAGAAAUCCUGCAUGGCAGAGACUGGCUGUGUGCUUUCCAAAGACCACUCUCUUUUCUCUUGAUCAUGGAGUUAGCCUGCCUCCCCUUUUGUGUGUGGUACCAUGUAACUGAGCUCUUUUCAGAGAAAUAUGGACAAAAGUGAUGAACAUUACUUCCAAGCCUGGGAGCAAUGAAUGUCCAUGGGAUCCUCCCUUGUUUCUCCUGUCCACUGGGACUGGAGUGGGAAUGAUUCUAGGGUUGCCUUGCUAGCUACAGGUGGGUGAAGGCUACCAUGAUCUAAAGUCAGAGGGAAUUCAUUGGAGAGAGCAGAAAUCUCAUCUUUAUCCCCAAACUGUCCAUUUGUACUUUAUGCAAGUGAGAAAUAAAAUACCUACUGUACCGACUCAUACAUGUGGGGCAUGUGUUUGCAUCACAGCACAACUUGAGCAUGGUAGCUCAUUCACUUUGUGAACUUUUCAGUCCUUGUACAUGAGAAGAUUCACAUGGGAGAGAUCUCUCUGUCCUCUCUUAUACCAAGAUCAGUUUAUGGAAAAUUGAAAGACGUCACAGGGAGAAACAACACAUCAGGGACACCUUAGCAGGCAGGGACGUCUCAUUAAAUGCUGAGAAUAAAGUGAACCUUUAUAAAUAUCACUGAUGUGUCAAGGCUUUCAGUAAAGCUUUCAACAUUUUAUGUAAUAUGGGUGUAAAUUUUUAAAUAGAUAUAUUGAGUAUGGCAUUAAAAAUACAUUAGAAAUAUUUGACUAUAUGCCAUUAAAUGAGUGCUGAUAUUCCUGUCAGGGGACAUUUGGCUAUGUCUGGGGACACUUGGUCAUCAUAGCUGCAGGUUGGGACAUGCUACUUCAUCCAGUGGCUGGAGGCAGGGCUGCUGCUGAACAGCCCACAGUGCACAGAGCAGCCCCUCACCAGGUGGGGCUUAUGCAUGUGAGUAUUCUGUGUUAAUAAGUUUUUCUUAAUGGAACCCAGCAUAACUGUGGUUAAUGAGUGCGUGCACUAAGCGUAACAAAUAUUGUGACUUACAUUAGGAUUCCUGUCCUUAGUCCUACUCUGACCUCUUUAUAUCUUGUUAAAUAUUUUAAGCCUAAAGUAUUACACUACAUGCUUUCUCCCUCUGCUCCUAGUGUAUGCACAUUUGUAUGACCAUUAUUACCAAACUGUCUCUUAAGAAGACAAUCUUUUUUCUAAAGUUAAAAGCUAACAUGGAAGCAGACAGUGGGUCUGACUGUGGUGUACUAAAUAGCAAGCUGAUAAAGUCCUUGCUAUUUUAAGGGAGCGAGCCAGCAAGGCUGGCUUCCCGUUGGCCUGCCUCCCCCUCCCCCCUCCCCUUGAGGUCUGACCUUUGAUUGAACCUGGGACCCUGGGAACUUUGUAAAUGAGGGAUUUAUGCUCUUAUUUUGCUGAUAAGUAGUUAGCCAUGAACCUUCAAGCACCAUGGCAACAGAAAGUGUUCUAUAAACAGCUUUGUACCAGACAUAACUGGCUUAAUCAGUACAAUAUGUUAUUUUUUCUGCCUUAUUAAAAGAACCUAAAAUAAACUAAGGGGCUUCACAGGUCAGCAGCCUGUGCAGUCCUCCUGACCCCA
Messenger RNA from Galeopterus variegatus (Sunda flying lemur), 3590 nucleotides. RefSeq names its product zinc finger protein 717-like. Gene Ontology annotation, biological process: regulation of transcription by RNA polymerase II. Gene Ontology annotation, molecular function: DNA-binding transcription activator activity, RNA polymerase II-specific; RNA polymerase II cis-regulatory region sequence-specific DNA binding. Lineage: Eukaryota; Metazoa; Chordata; Mammalia; Dermoptera; Cynocephalidae. The transcript is spliced from 5 exons. The coding region runs from base 1 to 2070 and encodes 689 amino acids. The record is from RefSeq and is a predicted model, not a curated record. Gene Ontology annotation, cellular component: nucleus.